UUCUUUGCAUAUAAAUUCUAAACACGCAAAGCAUGUAUAACUUAGACUCAACACGUGGUAGGCACAACAACAAUUCUCACUAACCAAAACUUCACUGAAGAAAUGGCGGACUCCCUAGACGGAAACGUUUUAGCAGCCAAAUCGUUAGCCCGUUUCGGCGUCGCUCACAUGUUCGGCGUCGUGGGCAUCCCGGUAACCUCCCUUGCCAACCGUGCUGUCCAAAUGGGUAUCCGUUUCAUCGCUUUCCACAACGAACAAUCUGCCGGCUAUGCCGCUUCCGCUUACGGCUAUCUCACUGGCCGCACGGGCCUUCUGCUGACUGUUUCUGGGCCGGGAUGUGUCCAUGGGCUCGCAGGUCUAUCCAAUGCCAUGAUCAACACCUGGCCCCUGGUCAUGAUCUCGGGCUCCUCCGAUCAGAAGGAUUCCGGCCGUGGAGAUUUCCAAGAGCUUGAUCAGAUCGAAGCCGUGAAACCUUUUUCGAAAUUCUCAAUCAAAGCUAAAGAUAUUAAGGAAAUUCCCAGUUGUGUUGCUAGGGUUUUAGAUCAUUCGGUUUCGGGUCGACCCGGCGGGUGUUAUUUGGAUUUACCAACCGAUGUUUUACAUCAAACGAUAACUGAAUCCGAAGCUGAAAACUUGCUGGCUGAAGCUGAGAAAGGAAGAACUUUUGAAGAAACAAUAGUUCCGGAAAGUUCGGAGAUCGAAAAGGCGGUUAGUUUGUUAAGGAAAGCGGAAAGGCCGUUGAUUGUGUUUGGGAAAGGAGCAGCUUAUGGGAGAGCUGAGGGAGAAAUGAGGAAGUUGGUGGAAAGGACAGGAAUACCGUUUUUGCCAACACCAAUGGGGAAAGGACUGGUGAAUGAUGAUCAUGAGUUGGCUGCUAGUGCAGCAAGGUCACUUGCUAUUGGGAAGUGUGAUGUUGCAUUGGUGGUUGGGGCAAGGCUUAAUUGGUUGUUGCAUUUCGGGGAGAGUCCUAAGUGGGAUAAGGAUGUGAAGUUCAUUUUAGUGGAUGUUUGUGAAGAGGAGAUUAAGUUGAGGAAACCACAUUUGGGUUUGGUUGGGGAUGCUAAGAAGGUGUUGGAGAUGAUCAAUAAGGAGAUUAAAGAUGACCCUUUUUGUUUGGGAAACUCUCAUCCUUGGGUUGAGGCUGUUUCGAAGAAGGUGAAGGAUAAUUUGUCAAGGAUGGAGGCUCAGUUGGCAAAAGACGUUGUGCCUUUCAAUUUUCUGACUCCUAUGAGGAUUAUCAGAGAUGCUAUUUUGGGGUUGGGAAGUCCUGCUCCGGUGGUGGUUUCAGAAGGUGCGAAUACUAUGGAUGUUGGAAGGUCUGUGUUGGUUCAGACCGAGCCUAGGACUAGGUUGGAUGCAGGGACUUGGGGGACAAUGGGUGUUGGUUUAGGUUAUUGCAUAGCAGCUGCCGUCGCUAAUCCUGACCGGCUUGUGGUUGCUGUUGAAGGGGACUCUGGAUUCGGGUUCAGUGCAAUGGAGGUUGAGACAUUGGUUCGAUACAAGUUGCCUGUGGUUGUGAUAGUCUUUAACAAUGGUGGUGUAUAUGGAGGUGACCGGAGGAGCCCCGAAGAAGUUACUGGCCCUUUUAAAGAUGAUCCUGCUCCCACUUCCUUUGUUCCUGGUGCAGCCUAUCACACACUGAUGGAAGCUUUUGGGGGCAAGGGUUACCUUGUUGGGACUCCUGGUGAACUGAAGUCUGCCCUUUUGGAAUCAUUUUCUGCACGAAAGCCAGCUGUAAUAAAUGUUACAAUUGAUCCUUUUGCUGGUGCAGAAAGUGGGAGAAUGCAGCACAAGAACUGAGGUAGGCUUUAGCUCAAACAUUUUGUCCUACAAGUUGGAAUUUGGAAGCUGGUCUUCACUUGACAAAUCAAUAAUGUGAAAGGUUCAGUUUGUUAGUGCUCAGUUGUGAAGCAACAAAUACGGGUAAUUUGUAUUUGAUUUUUCUGGUUGAGAGCAGAGACAAAGUGUAUAUCCCAUAGAUAAAGCAUUUCAUAUGUUGUUUUCCUUUUUUUGGAAUUGUCAAGAUUUUUAUGGAUUAUGAAGCAAGGAAUUCUACACAAAAUUUCACAUGUUAUCAAGUGUUGUGAUGAUUGGCAACAGCAUUC
This is a messenger RNA of Theobroma cacao (cacao), 2105 nucleotides long. RefSeq names its product Thiamine pyrophosphate dependent pyruvate decarboxylase family protein. Gene Ontology annotation, cellular component: peroxisome. NCBI's taxonomy places the organism in Eukaryota, Viridiplantae, Streptophyta, Magnoliopsida, Malvales, Malvaceae. Gene Ontology annotation, molecular function: catalytic activity; magnesium ion binding; thiamine pyrophosphate binding. Gene Ontology annotation, biological process: fatty acid alpha-oxidation. The record is from RefSeq and is a predicted model, not a curated record.